CUUCAAGUAAGAAAUCAAAAAUGCACAACGCAUGUGAGCUGUGAAUUGUGUUAAGUGAUUAUUAUUGCUAAAUUAAGUUUCUGAAAUUGUAGAGUCAUGGCUGGCGUUAAAACUAUUGAAGAAACUGAACAAGUGUUGGAUAAUGAGGAAGAAGAGGAAGUUGACGGUGUAGAGGAAUCCGACACCAAAGACCCCGCUAAAAAGAAGAAAAAGAAAAAAAAGAAGAAGAAGACAGCUACACCUACUGAGGGAACAGGAGAAAAUGGUACUGAAAUAGUGUCUGAAAAAAACAAUGUGGCGCCAGUUGAAAACAAUGCUGGUGAAGGUGAAGACAAAAAGAAGAAAAAGAAAAAUAAGAACAAAAAUAAAAGUGGCAUAAAAUCACAAACUAGCCCACCUACAAUUCCUAUUGCUGAGCUCUUCCCUGACGGAAACUUCCCUGAGGGUCAGAUAAUGGACCACGGUCCAGCUGAAGGUAUUGAUGAGAGAACUGCUAAAGAAAGAUUCUCAAGUGAAGAAAAGAGAGCAUUGGAUAGGAUGCAUCAAGAUAUCUAUCAAGAGAUAAGACAUGCUGCAGAAGCACAUAGGCAGACUCGGAAGCACAUGCGUGAAUGGAUUAAACCAGGUAUGACUAUGAUUGAAAUAUGCGAAGAGUUGGAAUCAUCUGCUCGACGUCUAAUUGGUGAAGAUGGGUUGAAGGCAGGGCUGGCUUUCCCUACUGGUUGUAGCCGUAAUCACUGUGCUGCUCAUUACACUCCUAACACUGGUGACACCACAGUAUUAGAAUAUGAUGAUGUCGUCAAGAUAGAUUUUGGUACACACAUUAAUGGACGUAUCAUUGAUUGCGCCUUCACGCUCCACUUCAACCCGCGUUAUGAUCCUUUGGUGAAGGGCGUUCAAGAGGCAACAGAGGCUGGUAUUAAGGCUUCAGGGGUUGAUGUAAGGUUGUGUGAUGUUGGUGCUGCAGUACAAGAGGUCAUGGAGUCCCAUGAAGUGGAAAUAGAUGGACAGAUUUACCAGGUGAAGCCAAUCCGAAACCUCAAUGGUCACUCUAUUGGACCAUACCGCAUUCAUGCGGGUAAAACAGUGCCCAUAGUAAAGGGAGGUGAAACAACGCGUAUGGAGGAAAACGAGUUCUACGCGAUCGAGACGUUUGGCUCCACGGGCCGUGGUCAAGUACACGAUGACAUGGACUGUUCGCAUUAUAUGAAGAACUUUGACCAGCAAUAUGUGCCUUUACGCCUUCAAUCAUCAAAACAACUACUGAACUUGAUAAACAAGAAUUUCAGUACGUUAGCGUUCUGCAAAAGGUGGUUAGAACGCGCAGGGGCCACUCGCUAUGCUAUGGCUCUGAAGGACUUGUGCGAUAAGGGCGUUGUAGACGCCUAUCCGCCCCUUUGCGACAUAAAGGGCUGUUACACGGCCCAGUUUGAGCAUACAAUUCUUCUAAGACCAACUUGCAAGGAAGUUGUAUCGCGUGGAGACGAUUAUUAGAUUCGUAUUUUUAAAUGUUGCAAUUAAAUGAACAAAUCGUAAUUUUUUUGCCUUAUUUUAAGAGUUUUUGUGAAAACCGCGGUGCGGCGCGUAUUUUCAAACGUCAAAUCGAGUUUCAAAAUGUAAAUUGUUUUCUUGUGGCUUUACAUAGUUUUGGUGUGAUAAUCUGUUGAGAACUGUCAAAAAUGUCUAGAAAUUUCAUUUUAAUUAACGUUUUUAAAUACUCAAAGACGUCUCUCGUCUUGAGAAUGCGAAUGUCAAACUUCAAAAAUGACAUCCAUUGAAACUAGAUUGGAGCGGUUUUCAUUUGAAAUAAACGUAAAAUGUGUCGUUUUUUUUUCAAGUUUAUUACAAAUAAAAACUACUUAUCUUAAUAACUUUUAUAUGUCGAAUAACAUUGCUUUUGUGUGCUUAUAUAAGAAUAUAAAUAGAUAUAAUUCAUCACAGUGUCAUUUUGUAACGCCUCGAAUACAUAUUGGGAAAAAGUUUAACUAAUUUGUAAGAUUUUGUAAACAUUUUUACAUUAAAUGUUCUUCCUACAAAUGUUUUCCAUUACAUUUUGGAAUUCUUUUUUCAAAAAUUCAAUUUAAAAUAUAAGCCCAAGGCUUACUCUAACAUUCUUAAAAAAUCAAUCAUUUGCAUUCUUGAACUGAAGUACUCUGUCUUUUUCUGUCAAAUGGUGUUUACGCUGUGAUGAAAAGAGAUGAGUAUUUUAGUUGAAGGGUGCGACUUCGAUUAGACUGAUUUUUUACGAAUAAAGUUACUUUAGUAUCAACUUAUAGUUACUUAAUAUGUAUGGGUUUAUAGGUUUGACUGAUAUCUAUAAAAACUAACCUUAAUUAAAGUUAUGUAUUUA
This is a messenger RNA of Pieris napi, 2350 nucleotides long. It is a transcript of the gene und, whose product is annotated as methionine aminopeptidase 2. The record is from RefSeq and is a predicted model, not a curated record. The coding region runs from base 97 to 1494 and encodes 465 amino acids. Gene Ontology annotation, molecular function: metalloaminopeptidase activity. Lineage: Eukaryota; Metazoa; Arthropoda; Insecta; Lepidoptera; Pieridae. The transcript has 8 exons. Gene Ontology annotation, biological process: proteolysis.